This is a messenger RNA of Drosophila hydei, 1978 nucleotides long. Its product is annotated as beta-1,4-mannosyl-glycoprotein 4-beta-N-acetylglucosaminyltransferase. Gene Ontology annotation, biological process: N-acetylglucosamine metabolic process; protein N-linked glycosylation. The record is from RefSeq and is a predicted model, not a curated record. The coding region runs from base 204 to 1673 and encodes 489 amino acids. Lineage: Eukaryota; Metazoa; Arthropoda; Insecta; Diptera; Drosophilidae. The transcript has a single exon. Gene Ontology annotation, cellular component: membrane. Gene Ontology annotation, molecular function: beta-1,4-mannosylglycoprotein 4-beta-N-acetylglucosaminyltransferase activity.
UGUCCAAUAUUGAACAGCUGAUAGACGCAGGCGUUAUAAAAAAAGGAACAAGGCAUGCGACAGCUGUGCGGGUGGGCAGAAAUAUGUGAAAAGUGGGUGUGUUAGCUGAGUAAAAACGCAAGAAAAAAUAAAAAAAACGCACAAGUCGCAAGCAAAAAUAAGAAUAAAUAAGCAUGAAUUGCGUGUAGUAACAAUAACACACCAUGGCCAGGCACACGGCUCAGACUUUAACAGCCGGCGGCCGUCUGGCGAAUACCAAAAAGCUCGUCUUGUGGUCUGUGGUGCUGGUGCAGGUGUGUUUCAUUGCCUGUAUUUGGCUGCUGCAGAACAAUCACAAUCAACUCCAACUGCAAUCCGGUAACAACAACAACGGAUUGGAACUAGAGGUGGGGCGUGUGCACUUCGUUCAGCAGACUAAGAAUGCCAAGAAGUCACUAGCGUCUACCCAUUGCCAGCGAGGUGAAAACAUUAAUCGAUAUCAACAAGAUUUCUAUCAAAUGAAAAUCGAUCAACUGAAUCGCUCUGCAGACUACGCUAUGCCGGCUUACAUGGAUAUGGAGUUGACUCCAACUCUUUGGUGCUAUAGUGAGGGCACGCUAAACGAAUCCCGACAGGGACGCAACAGCGUAGACUAUCUGCUGGCACAGCCACAGUGCAUGUGUGCCAGCGGCUGGCAUGGACGUGACUGUGGACAGCCGGAGAUUAUAUGGCGAGCACUGAUGACGCACAGUCGGGCCAGCAAGCGGGGUGGCAACGAAGCGCCAUUGAAGCUGCACGAGGCGAGCAGCACGUCAUUAAAACGCCUUUACUAUAUACUUAAUUUAGGUGCCUGGGAGCACAUUAAUAUGGAGUUGCUGGAACUGCAGCUGCGCACACUCAUCAAGGUUGUGGAUAUAUUUCUCAUAUACUACUAUGUCAGGGACAGCAAGGAGAGACUGAAACGGCGCACGCUCGAGCGCCAAUUGGACGCGAUGCCCAUUCCCAGCUAUCUGCUUUAUCAGUGCGAAGGUGUACAGAGUCAUGGGAACUGUAGCGGGGCGGCUGCCUACAGCUACUUUCGCCACCAGCUCUGGGCACGAUGCGGUGUGCAAAUGCAGCCCACAGAUUUGCUGUUGUAUGGCAAUGGAGAAACUGUUUAUGCGCCGGCGGCCUUGAAAUAUCUUAAAUAUUUUGCAGCUGAUGUGCUGCCAUUGCGCUUCAGGCUAAAGCACAACGUCUACGGCUUCUACUGGCAAUAUCCGCAGCUAACACGCUUGGAUGGGGUCAUUAGUUCCAUAGUGCAUGUUCACAGCGCUCAAAUGGACCCGCAAAGGCUGGAGCGACAAGCUACCUAUACGCUGGGCGAUCUCAAUCACUUUGGCGGCUGGAGCUGUGAGCUGUGCAUGCCGCCGGAGCAGAUUGUUCAGAUGCUAACAGCCAACCAAACUGGGAAUAGCCCAAAUAUACGAAUGCCCAACGAAACGAGAAGUUCACGCAUUGACGCCGACUACGUACAGCAACUAAUGGGCGCUGGCAUCCAUCUGGAUGGACGCACCAUGUUGCGAUUGCGGCAACAGAGUGAGAAAUAUUAUGCGCCAGAAACGGCGCUGCUUUAUAGCAGUCAAUUUGGACAAUUGCUAGUCAAUUUGUAUGAUACGAAUGCACUGGACGAUGUGCAGGAGGAUGAAGACUAAGACUAAGAAACAUCCAUAAUCCUACUCGGCUAUAUAUAUUAAUAUGUAUAUAUGCCUGCUUUCCCAUACAUCAAUCGAACUUAUAUGAUUUUUUUCUUCAUAUCAAACAUAUCGCCAUCAUUAUAGAUAUAUGCACAUCAUGCUCUAAUUUUUCAUUAAAAACAAUUCAAAAUUUAGUAUCUCAGCAGGCAGACAGCGCCGACAGACAGACAGAUCUGUGAUAAGAAACUAAACUAGAAAAGAAUUUAAAAAUGAUUCUCAAAUUUCAUGGAAUUUGCCGUUGUGAGUUAAGUUAAAAAUAUGUA